AGAAACUUCAUCAAUGUCUCGUAAUCCAUUCGAUGAUGACUACAGGCCGAGUGCUGCUUCUUCUACAAUGCCCGUAAAAAGUUACACUACGAUGGGACAUUAUUCCGGAGAAGACGAAGCAGACUACUACGAGCGUGAAAUCGAGAAAACUCUGCAGGAAUCAUUGGAUAGUACGGAAAGAUCUCGUCGUCAUCUCGAAAAUUCGGAGAAAAUCGGAACGUCGACUGCUCAGCAGUUGCUUGAGCAACGGGAGAAGCUUGAGAAUACUGAAAAGAAUUUAGAUGAGAUUCAUCGAACCACGCAAAUGACACAACGCAAUUUGAAUAGUUUGAAGUCGUUUUUCGGUGGAAUGUUCAAAAAUAAAUUCACGAAGAAACCGCAAGAGCCGACGGAAACUCCGACUGUCCCGCAAUCCAAAUCAGCAUCCCGUUUGUCGGAAACCGCUACCAACCUCUCCAGCGGUGGUGGAUCCGCAACAUUCUCUGGACCAUCUGGACAACGAACCUUGACCGAAUCUAGUCGUUCGGCAAUUAAAGGUACACGUUGGGAAGCUAUGGAUAAUCAAAUUGAUGAGAAUCUUGACAUGAUGUCCGCCAAUCUUCGGAACUUGCAACGUCUUGGAGCCGAUCUCGGAAAAGAGGUCGAUUCACAAAAUGAGAUGCUCGAUCGUAUUCAAUACAAAGCUGAACGUAACGAUGGAAUUGUUAGAGAUCAGGAUAAACAAAUGCAAAAGAUUCUGGGAACUGGUGCAUCAACAAGCCAAACUACAGCCGAGUCUCUGACCCCAAGCAUGGAUACUUCGACAAAGAUGUCUCUCAUGAUGAAGGCCACGUCUUUGUGGAAAUGAUUGAUUUUUUACUUUUUUUUCUUCCGGCUCACCGUCCUCUAGUGCAACAAAAACACUUCAAUUCCCCUAAACUUACCUUAUUUAAAAGUUUAUUUCUUGUUCCAACACUCCACUUAGAGUUAAAUCUCUGAACUUGAAUCUAACACGUUUCUAUCAUUUAUGUUCUUUCUUUGAGAAAAUUGGUUCAUAAAUUGAUGUGAAAAAAAUUAGAAAAAAAAAAGAAAAAUGUGAUAGAUCCAACCUCGAAUUCCCCUUUGAACUUUCUAUAUUAACUUUAAAUGUAUAAUCUGGAUGCUUUUGUGUGUGGAUGUCGCUUGUGAAUAUGUACAUGAAUAUUGAUUCCAUGG
Caenorhabditis elegans is the source of this 1194-nucleotide messenger RNA. RefSeq names its product Soluble NSF attachment protein 29 (gene snap-29). Lineage: Eukaryota; Metazoa; Nematoda; Chromadorea; Rhabditida; Rhabditidae. The record is from RefSeq and is marked reviewed. Bases 14 to 847 code for a protein of 277 amino acids. The transcript is spliced from 4 exons. Gene Ontology annotation, cellular component: presynapse; cytoplasm; synapse.